GCCGCUCUAUUGCAGCUGGAUCAGCAGCAGUAACCACGUACGCAGCACACACAGUCUACCCCUGUUGGGAACGGUGAAGAUUUCGUGCCCGAUACCUCCGAUUACCUUGGAAGUUCUAGUUGUAGUUGGUGGUGACAUUGGACCACUCGUAGAAAAGCCGAAAGUGGUCCUCCGCAAUGAUGCGCCUACUGGUGUUUGUGCUGUGCGUGCAGAGUCUCUCGCAGCUCCUGCCGUCCGCUCACGCGAAGCCUGACUUUGGCAUCAAGCUACCGAUCAAGAGCAGUGGGAAGGUGUCCACUGCAGCACAGAAUGCGCAAACCGUACUGCUGGCGGCGGACGAUAACACCCCGUACAUGGUAGAAGCCAACUACAAGGGGCUGCAGGAGCUGGCCAACAUUACGGUGCGCGUUGCCACCGACCUGGUGACGAUCGGUAGCGACCUCGUCCCGAACGUGACCGCCCUGGUGUCGGACGUGUCCGGCAAUAUGUCAGACGCGUUCGCGACCAUGUUCACGAGCAUCAACACUACCAAGGAAGCGAUCAGCACCAAGCUACCGAUAGCGAUCGCGGACAUUAAGGCCGUGUUCAAGACGCACUUCGCCAGCGAAGGGCUCGACUACAUACCGAAACAGUUUAGCGACGGCUUCCGCCGCAUCGUGCUCGGGCUGAACGACCUGACGGCGAAACUGCAAACCCUCCGGCUGGCACUGGACACGGCCGGCACGCAAGCCGGCGGUGUGACCGAGCUGACCGAGGCGCUCGUGAAGCAGUACGUCAAACCCGCAUUCAUUUACGAAGUCGUGUUCUCGAUCAACCAGCUGAAGGCGUACCUGCCUGUUAUUAAGUACACGAUCGACAGCACGCUCGAGAACAUUAACCUGGCCGAUGACUAUCUGCUGCUGGUGCAGAAAGCGUCGAACCAGUCGGCCGACGUGUCCGGGACGGUGUUGGCGUCCGUAAAGAACGUAACGGAUGCGCUGGCGAUCGAUGUGAAAGCGGGAGUUGACAGUUACGCCCUCGAGUACAGUGGCGUCGCAGCCGACAUCCAGAAUCUGACGCACAUAACUGCCGCGCCUGCAUUCAGCAACGUUACCGGUGCGCUGUCCAGCUUCCGGGAAGUGUUCAACAAAACGCAAACUAAGCGCUACACAGCGAUGGACGAUCAGCUUCAGACGCUUCUCAAUACCAUCGCGAACGCUCUGUCCGCUGGCAAUGCAACGACGAACGUGUCCUCCCCCCUGCUCGACAGUCUCAUCCUGACCGUGAUCGAGAAUGGCAAGUAUGCGCAGUUCUGUUUCAACAAGUACAUGGGCCUGGUGUUUGGUUUCCUAACCUCGCUCUCGGACAACUCGGCGCUCUGUGUGGACAAGGAGAUCACACGGCUGGAAUAUCUACAGGACACGCUAGCCACAGUGAGGAUUCUACUGCCGCCGGACUACGAAGACUUGUUCAAUGAGCUGAGCAUCUGCGACUCACUCACGUCACCGGACAAGCUGAAUGAAUGCGUUCAAGCGCUUUCCGGCUUCUACGCUGAGGUGGUGGCGAACUUUGACCUCAAGAUGCAGUACCUGUUCGAGCUGAUCGAAACGGAAGCGGCGGCAAGCGCGAAUCGGUUCCUGAUCUGCAACGAGCUGGCCAAGGUGAAUCUGGUUGAGUUUACCGAAACGGAUCUGAUCAACAGCAUCCGGGCCUGUGCCUUGACGGGCCCCACAGCGGACGACUAGCGCCUCACCCAAUGAGAUGAGCACCCCGACGGUACCCUUAGACAAGAGUUGGUUUUGGAAAUAAAGCGGCACACGAUAUCA
Molecule: messenger RNA, 1805 nt
Organism: Anopheles coluzzii
Lineage: Eukaryota; Metazoa; Arthropoda; Insecta; Diptera; Culicidae
Exons: 3
Coding region: 177-1724 (515 amino acids)
Source: RefSeq, a predicted model, not a curated record